CCUUUUCAGUGCAAACCUGUCCGUCAGAGUGACAGUAUCGACAGAGCUCGCUGCAGUGGCAAGCGUGGAUAACCAGGAACAGCACUUUGAAGCAAGGACUCCAACUCGGACCAGCCGUCCAUCAAAAUGAACUCCGAGCCUGUUGUCAUUGUCUCCGCCGCUCGGACACCAAUUGGGUCCUUGAACGGUGCGCUGUCAACGGUGUCUCUGCAUGACCUGUGCUCAGUGGUGAUAAAGGAUGUAUUAAAGCGGGCUGCAGUGAAGCCAGAAGAGGUCUCUGAGGUUAUCAUGGGACAUGUCCUAACAGCAGGUCAUGGGCAGAACCCUGCACGUCAGGCCAGUGUUGGGGCAGGUAUCCCCUACCCUGUCCCGGCCUGGAGCUGCCAGAUGGUGUGUGGCUCUGGGCUGAAGGCCGUGUGUCUGGGAGCUCAGUCCAUCCAGUCUGGAGAGUCCACUGUGGUGGUGGCAGGGGGCAUGGAGAGUAUGAGCAGGACUCCUCACACCGUGUACAUGAGAACAGGUGUGAAGAUGGGCGAUGCCUCACUCCAGGACUCCAUAGUGGCUGAUGGCCUGACAGACGCCUUCCAUGGCUACCACAUGGGCAUCACAGCUGAGAAUGUGGCGAAGCAGUGGCAAGUCAGUCGAGAGGAGCAGGACCAGUUUGCUGUCCAGUCCCAGAACAAAACGGAGGCUGCACAGAAGGCGGGACAUUUUGACAAAGAGAUUGUCCCAGUCACAGUGCAAACCAGACAAGGUCCAGUGGAGGUGAAGGUGGAUGAGUUUCCUCGGCAUGGCAGCAACAUGAGUAGCAUGUCCAAACUUAGACCCUACUUCUUAAAGGAUGGCAGCGGCACGGUCACUCCUGGAAACGCCUCAGGCAUUAAUGAUGGAGCGGCAGCAACUGUCCUAAUGAGCCAGUCAGAGGCUGCAAGGCGUGGCAUAAAACCCAUGGCCAGAAUUGUGUCUUCGGCUCAAGCUGGUCUCGACCCAUCUGUCAUGGGAAUUGGACCAAUACCAGCCAUCAGGAAAGCGGUUGAGAAAGCAGGCUGGCAGAUGGGCGACAUUGACUUAUUUGAGAUCAACGAAGCGUUUGCUGCCCAGUCUCUUGCAGUGGUUAAAGAGCUUGGUCUGAAUGUUGACAAGGUGAAUGUGAACGGUGGUGCCAUUUCUCUGGGCCAUCCAAUUGGUAUGUCCGGCUGCAGGGUGCUGGUGACCUUGCUGCAUGCACUUCAGAGGACUGGAGGCCAUAAGGGCGUGGCGUCGCUCUGCAUCGGAGGAGGGAUGGGCAUUGCCAUGUGCGUAGAGAGGGUUUGAGACAUAUUUACGCUACGCUAUACGCUACGGAUUGCACUGAACUUUCAAUGGAUAAGGGAUAAUGAAAGUCAUGAGUUUACGCUGCAGGACAGGAUAUAAACUGGUUUACCUGAGUUUUUCCAAAUCGCUGUAGUUGAGGUAAAAGUGAGCAUUUGAUGUGAUUGUUGGAUCUUAGCCAAUCAUUGUACUGUGAACUUAAAUUCGUACCUCCUCAGGUCUGAAUAACAUGUGGCUUAAUGUUAGAAGACUUAUAACAUGUAGAUGAUGCAAAUCUUUUGUUCUGACAACUUCAACAUCAACCAGUAGUAGCUAAAAAUUGUUCUUACAACCUGGUAUUAGAUGUGGUAAAUAUGCAGAAUACUGCAGUUAGCAGUUUUUGGCAAUCAGUGAAAAGUGGUUGUUUCUCAGCUGAAGAACCUGUCAUUUACCUGCACGACUAAAAAUGAAACACUACAACUGCAAAGGCAUGGUGCCCAGUAUGGACAGGCUUUGGUAGACAUGCUACCUUCUCUGUAGAGUGUAUUUUUUUAACUUGUAAUUUGUUUCACACGCUCUGUAUGUUGCUCUAGAAAUGGAUCCUAAUCAACAUUCCACUUUCUCAAACCAAGAGAGCAGCCUUGAAACGUAACUGUGUCAUAUACUUACGUAGGCUUGCCUUAUAUAACCUUGUGCUUCCUGUACAUAACCUGAUGUUUUGGGAAAUGUAUCCUGUAAUUCAGCCGUUCUACAUAUCAAUAAACAAUUAUAAGCCAUAGA
Molecule: messenger RNA, 2070 nt
Organism: Scatophagus argus
Lineage: Eukaryota; Metazoa; Chordata; Actinopteri; Scatophagidae
Gene: acat2
Product: acetyl-CoA acetyltransferase 2
Exons: 9
Coding region: 127-1314 (395 amino acids)
Biological process (GO): fatty acid beta-oxidation
Molecular function (GO): acetyl-CoA C-acetyltransferase activity
Source: RefSeq, a predicted model, not a curated record